Penicillium odoratum is the source of this 1911-nucleotide messenger RNA. RefSeq names its product TFIIH subunit TFB1 family protein. Gene Ontology annotation, cellular component: transcription factor TFIIH core complex; transcription factor TFIIH holo complex. The record is from RefSeq and is a predicted model, not a curated record. The transcript has 2 exons. Gene Ontology annotation, biological process: nucleotide-excision repair; transcription by RNA polymerase II; transcription by RNA polymerase I. Lineage: Eukaryota; Fungi; Ascomycota; Eurotiomycetes; Eurotiales; Aspergillaceae. The coding region runs from base 1 to 1911 and encodes 636 amino acids.
AUGGCACCUCCGAGCGCCGCAGCCUCUUUCAAGAAGAAAGAUGGCAAUUUGAGUCUCACCCCAGAUGAGGCGACGCUGGUCUGGACCCCGGUUGAAGCGAGUGUCUCGGGACAUAAGAUCGCCGUGUCCACGAUCACCAAUUUACAGCAAACCCCAGUUUCAAACCCCAAAGUUAUGCUGAAAGUCUUUGCAACCGCUCCAAACGCCCCUCCAAAUAGCGAGUCAACUGCCUACACCUUUCAAUUUACUGCCCAAACGAACGCACGCGCACAGGCCGAUGCCUUCAAGGAUGCUCUCGGCGCUCGGGUCAACGCGGCGAAAGCAGGGACGCCUUCACAGACAUCCACGCCGGCUCCCAGUAGCGGGGCAGGAGUAUCAGCGGCUCUUGCGAUAGCUAAUGCCGUUUCGUCAGCCGGGUCAGCCAAGAAUCCAUGGGACGAUGAUAACCGACUGAAGGCCGAUGUGGAACUGCAGCAAUCUCUAUUGAAGGCUGAUUCGACGUUGCAGCGGAUGUUCAUGGAAUCUCUACAUACAAAACCGGACACCUUAUCCUCUGGCCAGUUCAUGUCACAAUUCUGGUCUACACGACUGCACCUUCUACGAGCUCAUGCGAUCGAACGCGCCCAGACGCGCGGAUCCUACAACGUGCUCUCAUCCUUAAAGCCGCGCGUUGAGGAAAAUGUGACUCGUUUGAAUAUUAGCAAGGAACAAAUCCAGCUUAUUUUCUCGCAGCACCCACUGGUCAAAAAUGUCUAUGAUGAGAACGUUCCUAAGCUGAGUGAGCAGCAAUUCUGGUCGCGCUUUUUCCAGAGUCGACUAUUUAAGAAGUUGCGUGGAGAGCGUAUUUCAGAAGCAGACGCUACAGACGCUGUGCUGGACAAAUAUCUUCGUGAAGAACCCGCUGUCGCAGAACGGGAUGCUAAUGUCCCCCACUUUCUGGAUCUCGCGGGUAAUGAAGGGAAUAACAGUCAACGCCGUGGAAACCGACCGGACCUGGACAUGCGCCCCUCUGCCGUGGAUAAAGUACCUAUCAUUCGGACUUUGAACAGUCUCAGUGAGAAAAUCAUGGCCAAUGUGGCCCCAGCAGACGGCGACAUCAGUGCCCCCAUUGGGAUGAAUGAGGAAGCAUGGGCAAAAUUGCAAUUACAGGAUCUCCGAGGGGAUGAGGAACAAGCCCGUAUUACUCUCAAUAUCCGUGAUCAGGACCGUUUCUUUGCGGCGGCACGGGAUGAUGACCAAAAUCGGGCGCUCUCGAAGCAGGAUCCUAAUCAGGUUUUGCAGCUUCUCCGCUCAGAGGUUGCGCUCAAUCUUCCACCCGGCGGUGCUACACCUCUCCAAAAGUUAGUCGAUCCUGGCGACGACGAAGACGAGGAGAUGGACGAUGCCCCUGCCAAUAAACGUCCCGUUGGCUCAUCCGCUGCAUUACAUGCUGCUUUUGCCCAAAUUCUCGAGGCAGUACGUGAUCAACGCCACCAAAUGAGCGAGGCUUCAUUAUCCGACACCUACGGACUUUCUCCUUCCCUUUAUGACCGACUAACAUUGACGCAUGCGACCUCGACUGAAUUCCUUCACCAAUUCUGGCAGGCCUUCCUUUCCGGGGACUCCGAUCGUGCAGGUGAGGUCUCGUCCUUAUCGGAAUCACUCCAACGUGCAAAGCAACGAAUCGAAGCCGUCGCGGAAGCUGCAGAGGCUGAACGCCAGCUUGAAGUUGACCGAGCUAAACAGCAUGCGCGUGACGUGUUUGAACGUACUGGACGCAAAUUGCGACCGAAUCUAGACAGCAUUGAGGGGGGGGCAAAAGCGGUCAAUCAGCUACUUGGUCCCACGUUGCAGGCCUUGGAGUUAGCCUCGAUCCGGUAUCAAACGGCCUUAGCGGAGGAAACGAGAGAAGCUGCGGCUUUGGCGGUUUAA